AUGGGUGGGACAGCGGCUGUGGGAGAUGUUGGGUUUGGUGAAAGUGGGGUUUCGUGGACCGGUGAUGUUAGAGUUUCUUGGACUGGUGAUGGGGGAGAUUUGAUGAUGGGUGGUGGUGGGGAGUCAGUAACGACAGGUGAAGAUGCUCCUUGGACUGGUGAUGGUGAAGGGGUUACUUGUGGUGGUGGGGAUGUAGCUUUUGGUGGUGGAGAUGGAGUUUUUUGUGGUGGUGAUGGAGCUUUUGGUGGUGGUGAUGGAGCUUUUGGUGGUGGUGAUGGAGGUGUGAUUGGGAGUUGGCUUUCCUCCCCAAGAUCGGGCACACCAUCAACAACUUGGUUUUCUUCCCCCUGA
Molecule: messenger RNA, 351 nt
Organism: Solanum lycopersicum (tomato)
Lineage: Eukaryota; Viridiplantae; Streptophyta; Magnoliopsida; Solanales; Solanaceae
Source: RefSeq, a predicted model, not a curated record